AUGGGCCAGCAACAAUCAGGUGGUGGACGUCGUGGAGACAACGAUCGUGGCGGCGGUGAUGCUGACAAGGAAAAGAAGAAAAAGUACGAAGCUCCGAUCCCAUCGAGAAUCGGCCGUAGGAAGAAGGCAAGCAAGGGACCUGAUGCAGCCAACAAAUUGCCCACGGUAACCCCGCAUGCUCGAUGCCGGCUGAAGACGCUAAAAAUGGAGCGAAUCAAAGAUUAUCUGUUGAUGGAGCAAGAAUUCAUCCAAAAUCAGGAGCGCCUCAAGCCACAAGAAGAGCGCCAAGAGGAAGAACGUACAAAGGUAGACGAGCUUCGUGGAACGCCAAUGGCCGUCGGGUCGCUUGAGGAGAUUAUUGAUGAUCAGCAUGCUAUCGUGUCGACGAACGUUGGUAGCGAGCACUACGUAAACAUCAUGUCUUUUGUGGACAAGGAGCAACUCGAACCGGGCUGUUCGGUGCUUCUCAAUCAUAAAACGCACGCGGUCGUCGGUGUGCUUUCUGAUGAUACCGAUCCGAUGGUCUCGGUGAUGAAACUUGAGAAAGCCCCGCAGGAAACUUAUGCCGAUGUUGGAGGACUCGAUCAGCAAAUCCAAGAGAUCAAGGAGGCCGUCGAACUGCCAUUGACCCACCCCGAGUACUAUGAGGAGAUGGGAAUUAAACCACCAAAGGGUGUGAUUCUCUAUGGAAGUCCUGGAACGGGUAAAACUCUGUUGGCAAAGGCGGUCGCUAAUCAGACUUCGGCUACAUUUUUGCGUAUUGUUGGAUCUGAACUGAUCCAGAAGUACCUGGGAGAUGGUCCAAAGAUGGUUCGCGAGUUGUUCCGUGUGGCCGAAGAGCAUGCUCCAUCGAUCGUGUUCAUCGAUGAGAUCGAUGCGGUUGGCACAAAGCGCUACGAUUCGAAUUCGGGUGGAGAGCGGGAGAUUCAACGCACUAUGCUCGAGUUGCUCAAUCAAUUGGACGGAUUCGAUUCGCGUGGAGAUGUCAAGGUGCUGAUGGCUACGAAUCGCAUCGAAUCUCUUGAUCCGGCUCUCAUUCGCCCUGGACGUAUCGAUCGCAAAAUUGAGUUCCCGCUUCCCGAUGAGAAGACCAAAAGACGCAUCUUCCAAAUCCACACUUCUCGCAUGACUUUGUGCAACGAUGUGAACCUCGAGGAGUUUAUAACUGCUAAAGACGAACUAUCUGGAGCUGAUAUUAAGGCAAUGUGCACCGAGGCGGGUCUGUUGGCGCUUCGUGAACGCCGGAUGCGCGUGACGAUGGACGACUUUCAGAAAGCCAAAGAGAACGUGCUCUACCGAAAGAAAGAAGGUGCUCCAGAGGCACUCUAUCUC
Messenger RNA from Mesorhabditis belari, 1332 nucleotides. Lineage: Eukaryota; Metazoa; Nematoda; Chromadorea; Rhabditida; Rhabditidae. The record is from the annotation of a GenBank genome assembly.